CUUCCAACAGCUUGCCGAAGUUGGUUUCAUUUGAGAUCUUCAACGGUAGAACACUUCUCCCGUCGUAUGAAGUCAUCUCAGACCUUUACUAAACUUGCCAAUCAGAGUAUUCCCAGAGUUCUACUGGUAUACCUUUUACAAUGACUUCUAGCAUUCCAUCAGAGGUUCUUGCGCAAUAUCCAGCUCUGGCCCCUCCGCCGGGUGUUGAGCCCAACCUCAACAUCCCGGAGUCUAGGGCACAUAGUGUCAUCGUUGCAAGCGGUGUGUUUACAGCUAUAUUGUUGAUCUUUGUUAUUCUCCGAAUGUAUGCAAAGGUCUUUGUAUCAAAGUCAGUUGGAUGGGAAGAUGGUAAGCACGUAUAAUUGAAGGCUGCGAUAACCAUACUUACACAUCAGUCUAGCUGCAUGUGUAAUGGGAACAGUGUGUUUAAAUCCGCCACCCAAUUAACAAUAUAGCCACUGAUAGAAGCAGAUUUUCUCCGUUGGCUAUGUGGGGUUGGUUUCACACGGUUCGUCAAACCAAUUACCUACCCAUUUUGGUUACAUAUGUUAACAUUACUUGAAGUGUUUCAUAGUGGUAUUGGGGCCCAUCAAUGGAAUGUACACUUAACGGUGUUUUUUAAUGAAACCACUGUAAAGGUAAUGCAAUAUCUUCAGGAAAGUUUAUUGAGUGGUCACUAAUCAACUUCUCUGCAGGAGUUGAAAGCAACAAAUUUCCUCUCCUCGCCUAUGAUGAUAUUCGCAAAACUAAGUGUUUUGCUUCUUUUUUUCCGCCUUUUUGCUACCACAAAAUCGUUCCGAAACUGGAUAUACUUUGGCAUAUUUACAAUACUCUUGAAUCAUGUUGGCGGUGUGCUACUUGCAGGUAUGGUAAAUUCUGCUCUCCAACUGUUUGAUUGGUACCCUCAUUACUGACAAUUACCUGUGUUAGUCUUUCUAUGCCUCUCAUCAGACCCUAUCGUCUAUGCAAAAUGUUCGGAAAAGACGGUUAUCCUGGAUGUCGUUAUUAGUGUUAUCAACAUUAUUAGCGACUUUUGUAUACUUCUCUUACCUCUACUUGUCAUUUCUCAGCUACGCAUGAAUGGUAGAAAAAAGGUGGGAUUGUGCGCAGUAUUCAUGACUGGUCUUGAGUGAGCUUUCACAGAGAGGACUUUUCUGUAUAAGCAUCAUUCAGCAACUAAUAUAUCGCAGUGCCUGUAUUUCAAGCGUUGUUGGCUUGAUCUACAGAGUGGUCCAGUGGCAUAGUGAUGACACGAGUUGGUGGCUUGGCCCACUACUGGUCCUCUCGUCAGUCUCCCAUGAACCAGCUUAAUUUUCUGCUCAGUCUGCUAACUAUCCAUAGCCUCCUGGAGGUAAACAUGACUCUUAUUACAGGAUGUAUGCCCCUUAUUCCGGUAAUCUUCAAGAACAACAAUCUGUCUUUGGAAUCUUUCCUGAGCUCUCGGUUCUUCACUCUUCUUAGCCUGCGUACCAAAAGAUCUUCGAAUUAUGAGAGCGAUGAUGCACCUUCCAAGCCAAUCUCUAGAGAGAACUAUGUUGAGAUGGGUAACAGAAAUUCAAAGGAUAAGGGUUUUAAGGCUGGGGACGGUGAUGUGGUCUGA
Molecule: messenger RNA, 1600 nt
Organism: Hymenoscyphus albidus
Lineage: Eukaryota; Fungi; Ascomycota; Leotiomycetes; Helotiales; Helotiaceae
Source: the annotation of a GenBank genome assembly